GUUUAGUAUUUUAGUUAUGCAUAUUGAGAUAACAGUCGUUGUGCUAGGGAAAAUUAUGCUAAGAUUCAUUCUCCAACUAAAGAAAAGCCCGCUUUUUUUCUAUCAAAGAAAGCCGAAUCAUUUCUUGUUAAAGCAAAUUAGCACCACGAUUGAACCCGUUCAAGAAAGUGACCCUGUGUCAUGGGCCAAUACCGUUUCAGCCCUGGCUCAAGGUGGGCUUAAUUCUGACAUCGCCUUGCUGAGUGCCUGUCAGAUGAUGAACUCCGGCUCCAAGCCAAAUGACUAUGCUUUAGUCCACUUGAUCCGUACAUGCACCAAAUGUGGCUGGUUUUCACUCGGCCAACAGCUUCACUGCCAAAUUAUAGAAUCUGGGCAUGAUUCCAAUGUCUUUGUUUCCGCCGCUUUGAUCAAUUUCUACGUAAAAUUUGAGCUAAUUUAUGAAGCCCAGAACCUGUUCGAUGAAAUUCCUGAACCAAGUUUAGUUGGUUGGAAUUCUUUAAUUUCUGGGUAUGUUCGUUCUGGGCAAUUCAGGAAAUCUCUCACCUUGUUUCUCCAGCUAGAAAAAUCUGGUAUUUCUUCAGAUUCAUAUUCAUGCACAGCUGCUUUGUCCGCAUGUGGGCAGCUGGCUUUAUUGCUGUUGGGAAAACUAAUACAUUCCAAGAUUGUGAAACUUGGUGUUGAAUAUAGUGUUAUCGUAGGGAACUGUUUAAUUGACAUGUAUGGCAAAUGUGGAGCUGUUGAAGAGUCUAUGGUGGUGUUUGAUGAGAUGAUUGAUAGGGAUUCCAUUUCUUGGAAUUCAGUUAUAGCAGCUAAUGCUAGAAAUGGAAGGCUUGAGCAAGCGUUAAGCCUUUUGCAUCAAAUGACUGAUCCCGACACAAUCUCUUAUAAUGAGGUGAUCAGCGGCAUUGCACAGUUCGGUAAUAUACAAGAUGCUAUUGACCUUUUAUUCAGAAUGCCGAACCCAAAUUCAUCUUCGUGGAAUUCUGUGAUAACGAGCUAUGUAAACCGUUAUAGAGCAAGGGAUGCUUUGGAAUUUUUCAGCAAGAUGCACUUUAGUGGUGUUCAAAAGGAUCAGUUCACAUAUUCAAGUAUAUUGAGUGGGAUUGCAGGUUUAUCAGCAGUCACCUGGGGGAUGUUGAUCCACUGUUGUACAGUAAAAUCUGGUUUAGAUGGAUCAGUGGUCAUUGGAAGUGCUCUUAUUGACAUGUAUUCAAAAUGUGGGAGAAUAACUGAAGCUGAAAUGGUAUUCCACUGGCUACAGAAGAAGAAUCUGAUAACUUGGAACGCGAUGAUAUCUGGAUAUGCUCACAAUGGUGAUUCCAGCAAGGUGUUACGUCUUUUUGAGAAGUUGAUGCUUGUGAAAAAUUUACAGCCAGAUAGAAUUACUUUCCUCAAUGUUUUGUCUGCAUGUUGGCAUAACAGAAUGCCUUUGGACGCUGCAAAUCGAUAUUUUGAAUUGAUGGUGAACGAGUACAGGAUUAAUCCCACUGCUGAGCAUUGCUCUUCCAUGAUCAGGAUCAUGGGCCAAGAAGGAAAGGUGUAUCAGGCAGAGAAGAUGAUACAUCAGCUGGGAUUUGAGUCGAAUGGAGCAGUUUGGAGAGCAUUGCUUGCUGCUUGUGUUACUUGCGGGAAUGUAAAAACGGCCAAAGUGGCAGCGGAAAAGGUGAUGCAACUUGAAGGUGAUAGUGAAUAUGUUUAUGUACUGAUGUCUAAUGUCUACGCUUGUCAUGAGAAAUGGAGAGAUGUUAUUCAGAUUAGGACAAUGAUGAAGGAGAAAGAGGUGAGAAAAGAGAUUGGCCAUAGCUGUAUUGAAUUGGAAAAUACAUUUCCAACUUCAUCCAUAUUGUGAAGAAAAUAGAGGACAUGUCUACCAUCUAAGGCUAACCGAGUCUAACGUUCGUUAACAUCUUGAAGGAAGAAUGAAACUCUCGUUUAUUAUUGCAUCCAUGGUUUAAAUCAGAUGUACAACUUUAGAUUCAUAUGAUACUUGGUUGCAACACGAAAUACAUCGACUGCAACCAAAACUAGGAUGCCA
This is a messenger RNA of Coffea eugenioides, 2035 nucleotides long. Its product is annotated as putative pentatricopeptide repeat-containing protein At5g47460. Gene Ontology annotation, molecular function: protein binding; RNA binding. Bases 17 to 1849 code for a protein of 610 amino acids. Gene Ontology annotation, biological process: RNA modification. Lineage: Eukaryota; Viridiplantae; Streptophyta; Magnoliopsida; Gentianales; Rubiaceae. The transcript has a single exon. The record is from RefSeq and is a predicted model, not a curated record.